Molecule: messenger RNA, 624 nt
Organism: Nicotiana tabacum (common tobacco)
Lineage: Eukaryota; Viridiplantae; Streptophyta; Magnoliopsida; Solanales; Solanaceae
Source: RefSeq, a predicted model, not a curated record
AUGCAGAAAAUCUUGAAAGCACACAAAUAUGUCAUACAGGCUGGAAUGAGUAUGGAUGAGAUGAUUAGCAUGGAUCAAUUCUUUAUCAACAACAUUUAUUGCAAGCUGAGGGGUAAUGUGCCAAAGGUGGCCUGGAGAAGGCUGACUUGCAACAAUCAGAGUGCCCCUAAAUGGAACUUCAUACUUCUACUCACGGUUCAUGGUAGAUUAUAUACAAGGGACAGACUAAAGAGAUGGGGAGUGAUACAUGAUGCAACAUGUCCUAUGUGUGGAGUGGCUGAGGAAAGUAUAUCCCAUUUGUUCUAUGUAUGUACACUAUCUACUGAAGUGUGGCAAAAACUGUUACAGUGGCAAGGUAUAUAUCGGCAACCUAUGGAAUGGGAUGCAGAAGUACAAUGGGCUAUAUCACAGCAUAAUGGAAAAAGUUCAUCUGAUGAAAUUUACAGAAUGGCAAUUGCUGGCAGUAUAUAUCAACUAUGGCAUGAAAGGAAUCUCAGAGUAUUUCAGCACAGACAAAGAUUAGCGGGGGAGAUAGUUAGAGUGAUUAUACAAGAGAUAUUCUAUAGAGGAAGCAUGAAGCUGUCACUGAGGAAGAAGCUGCAAAGUCUAAAUUUCUACCCAUGA